AUGAAUCCGAAAGGGAACGAAUAUUCUGGAGAAAUACCCAUUGGCAAGAGCAAGUAUGAUGAAACGAAUGCUACAAAGAACGAUAAAGCUCCUCUGGAUAUCAAGAUAAAUGAUGCUGCGGGCGGUACCAACCACAAUCUCAGGAAACCCGCAUCGGUAUUUGAUGUCAUUACGCAUACGAUUCAUCUUCAGGAUGAUCCCAACUUGCCAGCCAUCACUUUCCGCUCCGUUCUCAUUGGUCUCGUCCUAUCAAUAUUUGGGGGUGUAUUAUCCGGAAUAUAUUAUUUUAAGCCCCAGUCCAUCGCUAUUCCACCCACCUUCCUGGCCGUCAUAUCCUUCAUUCUGGGGCAAGCCAUGUCGCUUGCUAUCCCGCGCUGGGGUGGCCGGCUGGGCAGCUUUCUCAAUCCCGGGUCCUUCAACAUCAAGGAGCACCUUGCUAUCAUUAUAAUGGCAAGCUCGGCUAGUUCUGCGGCACUGGGCCUCGAAAUCGUGGCUGCAGAGAGGCUCUACUACAACAAGAGGAUGAAUGCCGCGCUCGCAUUCUUCAUGUUGAUUUCGUCGCAGUAUUUGGGAUACGGGAUGGCUGGCCUCAUGCGGCGUACCAUGGUGUAUCCCAGCGCCAUGAUAUGGCCGGCAAACUUGCCGAUCAAUUCCAUGCUUGAGAGCCUCCAUCUGAAGCUACCAGAGAAUAGAAAACCGCUGCGCGUUUUUCUCUAUGUCUUUGCAGCGAUUUUCAUCUGGGAACUCUUCCCGCAGUGGGUAUGUCCGUUGCUCACUGGGGUGAGCGUCUUUUGCCUGGCGAAUCGCAACAGCACCGUCUUCACCAAUGUCUUUGGCGGAGCCGAAGGCAAUGAGGGAUUGGGGCUCUUCUCUUUAUCGUUCGACUGGCAAUACAUCUCGGGAGGCCUGUCGCCAUUGUAUUUCCCAGUCAGUAGCCUGAUUAGUCAGGGCAUCGGGGUAUGUGGGUGCGUCAUUCUUUUCGCGGGCAUCUAUUACAACAAUGUCUGGGAUGCAAUGAGCUAUCCAUUUCUCUCCCAGCUCAUUUUUUCCAACACUUCGAGUGCGGAGAGUCCCGUUCAAUGGAACCAGACCGCCGCCAUCGGCCCAGAUGGCAAGAUCAACAUGGAUGCCGUGAAUUCAUUGGGCUUGCCUAGCUUCUCGGCGUCCAACGUCCUCAACAUUCUGUUAACUAACAUGUGUAUUGCGGCAGCGGUAACUCACCUGUUUCUUUGGUACCCCGCCGAGAUAAAGGUUGCUUUUGCAUUUCUAAAACCGAAAUGUAUACGCGAUUCGGUACGAGGCCUUCCCGGAUGGCUUUCUAACCCAGCCGCUAACCGCCGAGAGGAAAUGGAGGACAAUUAUGAUCCCCAUUAUGCCCUCAUGAAGUGUUACAAGCCCUGCCCUGACUGGUGGUAUGCUGUCGUUCUUUGCUUCUCAGUUACCUGCGGUCUUAUUGUUGUCUACAAAGCUGAAAGUACACUCCCGUGGUGGGGAUUCUUGGUUGCUGCCCUUGUUGGCUACUGUCUUCUUGUCAUACUCGGGUCCAUGCAAGGUGCUACGGGAGUUCCUUUUACCAUUCAGUCGAUCGUCCAGAUGAUUGGAGGCUACAUCCGGCCGGGAUACCCCGUGGCCAACAUGUACUUUUCAUUGUACGGGUACAACGCACUACUGCAGGGCAAACUGCUUGCGCAAGAUCUUAAACUUGCCCAGUACGGCCACUUGGCGCCGCGGAUCACCUUCUCAAUGCAAAUGCUGGGGACCUUGGUUGGUGCCAUAGCCAACUACGUCAUCGCCAACAGCAUCAUCGAUAACCAGGCUGAUAUCCUGCGCAGCGUUCAAGGCACCAACAUCUGGUCAGGUAACCAAGCCCAGCAGUUUAACGCUCAAUCCGUCACGUUUGGCGGUCUGCCGCAUCAGCUCUUCAGCGUCGGUAGCAAGUAUCAGUGGGUUCCGCUGGCCAUGUUGCCUGGCUUUCUCGCGCCUCUACCCUGGUGGCUCGCCCACCGAAAGUGGCCCAACCUGGGCCUCCAUCACGUCAACACCCCCAUCAUUUUAUUCUACAUGUGCUAUUUAAAUGUUGGAAUCAACUCUUCCCUGAUGAUGUUCUUCAUCGUCGGAUUCACGUCGCAGUGGCUUCUUCGUCGGAAAUAUCCUAACGUUUUUUUGCGUUAUAACUACUUGAUCUCGGCGGCUUUAGAUGGUGGGACCUCAGUCAUGGUUUUCAUAUUAUCAUUUGCUGUACUCGGUGCAUCUGGUGCAGCAGUAUCAUUUCCAAACUACUGGGGCAAACCCUCGAAGGGGUUUGUUGAUUAUUGUUACAAGUCUGGGUCAUCUUGA
Ustilaginoidea virens is the source of this 2337-nucleotide messenger RNA. RefSeq lists its product as uncharacterized. The transcript is spliced from 3 exons. Lineage: Eukaryota; Fungi; Ascomycota; Sordariomycetes; Hypocreales; Clavicipitaceae. Gene Ontology annotation, biological process: transmembrane transport. The coding region runs from base 1 to 2337 and encodes 778 amino acids. The record is from RefSeq and is a predicted model, not a curated record. Gene Ontology annotation, molecular function: oligopeptide transmembrane transporter activity.